AUGGCCUCGCGCCCAACGAAACGAGGAGGUUGCAACUCUUCUUCCCUCUUGAAUGCCUGGACUGCUACGCGUAGAGCUACACAAGACAACAAGAGUUCCUUGAGAAGGCACUCAGACAAGCUCACAGAGCAUGGGACGAGCAAGAUGCUCUUCCUUGCCAUCCUUCUCAACUACCUCGACCCGGCCCUCACUCUUGCCUGUGCCUCCAACUACAAGGAGCUAUUAGAUAUAUGGACUUACAUAGGUUUGGAGCAAUCGAAUCCUCGGACACAGGUUGAGAGCACAUAUAGCAAGCUUUCUGAAAAAUGA
Messenger RNA from Striga asiatica, 309 nucleotides. The record is from the annotation of a GenBank genome assembly. NCBI's taxonomy places the organism in Eukaryota, Viridiplantae, Streptophyta, Magnoliopsida, Lamiales, Orobanchaceae.